ACCCAACCAGUGUCGACCCCAGCCAUCUAUUAUGCUUCUUCGCAAUAAAAGCUACCCGAAAAUCUGCAAGGAAAACGCUACCGGAGCUGCUUGGAGUAAAACGUGCUGACACUCAGGUCCUGAGAUGGGAUGUGUGUGUCGAGGUGGGACUAAGGAGCAGCAAGAGGAUCGUUGUAACUGAGCUAAGAGACGUACAGACGUCAUUCAAGCAACUUCUUUCCCUUAACUGAGCAGCAUGUCAGUAGUCACAUCCCCUGCCCAGGUGCCUCCACCUAUUGUGAACCCUCCCCCUCCUGAGGUCACGAACUCCAGUAAGCCUGGCCGAAAAACCAACCAGCUACAAUAUAUGCAGAAUGUGGUUGUGAAGACUCUAUGGAAGCAUCAGUUUGCGUGGCCCUUUUACACACCUGUGGAUGCCAUCAAGUUGAAUCUGCCAGACUACCAUAAAAUUAUCAAGAAUCCAAUGGACAUGGGAACCAUAAAGAAGCGCCUUGAGAAUAAUUACUAUUGGACUGCUGGAGAGUGCAUGCAGGAUUUUAACACUAUGUUCACAAACUGUUAUAUCUAUAACAAGCCCACAGAUGACAUUGUUCUCAUGGCUCAAGCCUUGGAAAAGAUUUUCCUCCAAAAGGUAGCUCAGAUGCCUCAGGAGGAGGUGGAACUUUACCCCACCCACGAAGGGCAAAGCACAGAAACCCGGAGCACCCCGGCUUCAGAAAACCAACAAUCAAUAGCACUGACUACCGGUUCUCCAUCCUCGUCGUGUCCGAGCUCCCCUCCUCAGCUGGCUCAGACUCCUGUAAUAGCAGCGACUCCUGUCUCGACCAUCACCUCCAAUGUCCAAGCUGUGCCCCCCGCCGCGUCCAUGAUCCCAACUGCACAGCCCGUCGUCAAAAAGAAAGGGGUGAAGCGGAAAGCAGACACUACCACACCCACAACCUGCGCGAUCACUGCCAGCAGAAGUGAGUCGCCCACUGCCAUGCUGGAGUCUAAACACAGUAAAGUCAUUUCCAGACGAGAGAGCACAGGCCGACCCAUCAAACCUCCCAAAAGGACCUGGAGGACGGGCGUACAACAACAAGGCAACAAGAAAAGCAAGCUCAACGAUCAUCUCAAAUACUGUGACACUAUCCUUAAAGAGAUGCUCUCCAAGAAACAUGCGGCCUACGCCUGGCCCUUCUACAAGCCUGUAGAUGCGGAGGCCCUCGAGCUGCACGAUUAUCACGAAAUCAUCAAGCAACCAAUGGACCUCAGCACUGUCAAAAAAAAGAUGGACGGUCGAGAAUACCAAGACGCCCAAAGUUUCGCAGCAGAUAUUCGGUUAAUGUUCUCAAAUUGUUACAAAUACAACCCGCCCGAUCACGAGGUCGUUGCCAUGGCAAGAAAACUCCAGGAUGUGUUUGAGAUGAAAUUCGCCAAGAUGCCCGAUGAACCCGCGGAGCCGUCCUCUCCCAGCGCGGUGUCAGCCACGGCAGUGGUGAGCAAGAGCACGGGCAGCAGCGAGAGCAGCGCCGACUCUUCCAGCUCCAGCUCCGACUCGGAGGAGGAACGGGCCACUCGGCUGGCUGAGCUGCAGGAACAGCUGAAGGCUGUUCAUGAACAGCUAGCCGCUCUGUCACAGGGUCCUGUGAGCAAACCAAAGAAAAAGAAAGAGAAGAAAGAAAAAGAGAAGAAGAAAAAAGAUAAAGAGAAGGACAAAGACAAAAACAAGGUCAAGGCGGAAGAUGACAAAAAGGCCAAGUCCUCGCAACCGAAUAAGCAAACUCAGCAGAAGAAGACCUCCGCACGGAAACCCAACAGCACGUCCACCACGAGGCAACCGAAAAAAGGGGGAAAACCUGGCUCUGCGAACUACGAGUCUGACGAGGAGGAGUCUCUUCCCAUGUCUUAUGACGAGAAACGGCAGCUCAGCCUGGAUAUCAACCGUUUGCCGGGUGAGAAACUGGGCCGCGUGGUCCACAUCAUCCAGUCGCGCGAGCGAGCCGUCAUGCGAGACUCCAACCCGGACGAGAUCGAGAUCGACUUCGAGACGCUCAAGCCUUCCACGUUGCGUGAGCUCGAACGAUACGUCAAGUCUUGUUUACAGAAAAAGCAACGCAAACCUUUACCGGGCACUGGGAAAAAGAGUGCCAAGUCUAAAGAGGAACUGGUUCAGGAAAAGAAGAAAGAGUUAGAAAAGAGGCUACAGGACGUGAGCGGACAACUGAACAACAACAAGAAACCACCCAAAAAAGAGAAGGCGGGGUCUGCGCAGGGGGGCGGGCCAUCUCGGCUGAGUGGCAGCAGCAGCUCUUCGGAUUCGGGCAGCAGCAGCUCCAGCGGCUCCAGCUCCGAGAGCAGUGACUCAGACUGAACUCCGCGUACUUCAACCUCCUCUAUUUUCUAACGAGUAGUGUGUGUUGUCAUGAUAGUAUCUCUCUGAAGGCCCCGUUUUAUAAAGAGCUAGACGCAUUGCAGAUGGCAGAGGAUAUUUUAAAAUAGUUCGUAGGAUGCUCUUGGCUCAGACAAAGAGGAGAGUUGGAAUAGUUCAAGCAGUUUUAAGGUUCUCGCUGGCCCUCAAAGGGAAACGUCUGGUAUCACCAGAGGAAAAAAAAAGACAAAAAAAAGAUAUUUUUUUGAAAAUAAGUCGGCUGUGGAGGUGAAACGGUUGUGUGUGUGUGUCUGUUUUUUUCUUUUUUUUUUUUUUUUUUUUAGGUUGCUGCUCGUUAGAUCCAUACUGAAAACACGCAUUAGUGGAAAAACUGACAAAUGCCUGGCUGCAUUUUUUUUACUGAUCGAGUAGCUACACAAGUCUGAAGGAACAAACAAUGAUAUCGGCUCUCUCGCUCUGGUGUGGUUCUGUCAUGUUGGCAUGACACUUCAGCUCAUUCCACGUUUCUUUUGCUGACUAUGAUAAUACUCGUAAUUGUUACCAUUUUUAAGAGAAUCUAUUUAUUUUUUUUAAUCCAAAAAGGCACAAG
Molecule: messenger RNA, 2960 nt
Organism: Puntigrus tetrazona (Sumatra barb)
Lineage: Eukaryota; Metazoa; Chordata; Actinopteri; Cypriniformes; Cyprinidae
Product: bromodomain-containing protein 3-like
Biological process (GO): regulation of DNA-templated transcription; chromatin remodeling
Cellular component (GO): nucleus; chromatin
Source: RefSeq, a predicted model, not a curated record